AUGUUGUUCCGUGCUGCGGCCCGUCAAGCCGCCCCCUUGAGGCGUCAGGCCUUUGCCCCCGUUGCCCGUCGCUCCGUCACCACCGACGCUGCCUCGGCGCAUGCUGAGAACGUCCCUCAGGAGGAUGACAAGCCCUUCACCGUCCGUCUCUCCGACGAGAGCUUCGAGACCUACGAGAUCGAUCCCCCUCCCUACACGCUGGAGAUCACCAAGAAGGAGCUGAAGCAGAUGUACUACGACAUGGUUGCCAUGAGACGCAUGGAAAUGGCCGCCGACCGCCUGUACAAGGAGAAGAAGAUCAGAGGUUUCUGCCACUUGUCCACCGGUCAGGAAGCCGUCGCCACCGGUAUCGAGCACGCGAUCUCCCGCGACGACAAGAUCAUCACCGCCUACCGGUGCCACGGUUUCGCCAUGAUGCGCGGCGGCACCGUCCGCUCCAUCAUCGGCGAGCUGCUCGGUCGCCGCGAGGGUAUCGCCUACGGCAAGGGUGGUUCCAUGCACAUGUUCGCCCCCAACUUCUACGGCGGUAACGGUAUCGUCGGUGCCCAGGUCCCCGUCGGUGCCGGUCUGGCGUUCGCCCAGCAGUACAACAACCAGAAGGCCACCAGCAUCAUCCUGUACGGUGACGGUGCCUCCAACCAGGGUCAGGUCUUCGAGGCCUUCAACAUGGCCAAGUUGUGGAACUUGCCCGCCCUGUUCGGUUGUGAGAACAACAAGUACGGCAUGGGUACCUCGGCCGCCCGCUCCUCCGCCCUGACCGAGUACUACAAGCGCGGUCAGUACAUCCCCGGUAUCAAGGUCAACGGCAUGGACGUGCUGGCCACCAAGGCCGCCGUCAAGUACGGUAAGGACUACGCCACCUCGGGCAACGGACCCCUCGUCUUCGAGUACGUCACCUACCGCUACGGUGGCCACUCCAUGUCCGACCCCGGCACCACCUACCGCAGCCGCGAGGAGAUCCAGCGCAUGCGCAGCACCCACGACCCCAUCGCCGGCCUCAAGCAGAAGAUCCUCGACUGGAGCGUCUGCACCGAGGAGGAGCUCAAGGCCCUCGACAAGGCCGCCCGCACCCACGUCGACUCCGAGGUCGCCAUCGCCGAGAAGAUGCCCGUCCCCGAGAGCAACUCCCGCAUCCUCUUCGAGGAUAUCUACGUCCGUGGCAGCGAGCCCCGCUGGAUGAGAGGCCGCACUGUCGACGAGACUUUCUACUACUAG
Aspergillus japonicus CBS 114.51 is the source of this 1215-nucleotide messenger RNA. RefSeq names its product pyruvate dehydrogenase (acetyl-transferring) subunit E1 alpha. NCBI's taxonomy places the organism in Eukaryota, Fungi, Ascomycota, Eurotiomycetes, Eurotiales, Aspergillaceae. The coding region runs from base 1 to 1215 and encodes 404 amino acids. The record is from RefSeq and is a predicted model, not a curated record. Gene Ontology annotation, biological process: pyruvate decarboxylation to acetyl-CoA. Gene Ontology annotation, molecular function: pyruvate dehydrogenase (acetyl-transferring) activity. The transcript is spliced from 4 exons. Gene Ontology annotation, cellular component: intracellular membrane-bounded organelle.